AUGGCGCCAGAUACAAGUCUCGUCCCUCCUCUUAUAUAUGCAAUGAAGGGGACUUCAAGAGACUUGGUGAUUGGAGCAGAAGCCGUUGAUUCACUGCUUUUAUCUUCAGUGAUUCUGGAAUCAUAUCCUGGAGUUGAUGCCAUCAAUUACAAAAAGAUUGUUUUUACAACUUUGUUUGCACGAGUCUUUCAAACUGCCUGUGGAGUCUUCAGGUUGGGGUUUCUUGUGGAUUUUCUGUCCCAUGCUGCUAUCAUUGGGUUCAUGGCAGGUGCAGCCAUUAUCAUUGAUCUUCAACAGCUAAAGGGAUUAUUUGGGAUCAAGCACUUUACCAACAAAACUGAUUCUACAUAG
This is a messenger RNA of Prunus armeniaca (apricot), 351 nucleotides long. NCBI's taxonomy places the organism in Eukaryota, Viridiplantae, Streptophyta, Magnoliopsida, Rosales, Rosaceae. The record is from the annotation of a GenBank genome assembly.